AUGUGCUUGUUCAUGUGGCAAGAAACAGAAGAAGCUUGUUUUGAAAUUCAUGAGAUCGUUGUGCCUCACUUGGGCAAUGUCCCAGUAGCAAAAGGCGAUUAUUCGAUGCUUCCAGAGGCUGUGAAAACCUUCAUUGGAAAAUGGGUUGAACUGUGCACUCCUCGGGGCAUUUACAUUUGUGAUGGGAGCCAAAAGGAAGCCGCUGAAAUCAUUCAGAAAUUGUGCGAACGUGGUACCUUACACCGACUUACUGCCUACGAGAAUAACUACAUUUGUCGCACUGACCCGAGAGACGUCGCUCGGGUGGAAUCACGAACCUGGGUUUGUUCUCCAAACAAGCACGACAUUGUUCCGCAUGUGGCCGUAGGAGUCGAUGGUGUCCUGGGCCACUGGAUUUCUCCGGAUGACCUUGACGCGGCUUUGAAUGACCGGGUACCAGGCUGCAUGUCAGGGCGCAUGAUGUAUGUGAUCCCAUUCAGUAUGGGCCCUGUGGGCUCGCCCCUGAGUAAAGUGGGCGUACAGGUCACAGAUAGUAAUUAUGUGGUCCUGUGCAUGCGUAUAAUGACGCGUGUGUGCCCGGAAGUGUGGAACGUACUGGAGAGUAGCCAUGAAUUCGUGAGGUGCGUGCACAGCAUGGGAUGCCCCCGUCCAUGUGACCACAAAAUCAUUAACCACUGGCCUUGCAACCCGGAGAAGACAAUUAUCUCACAUAUUCCGAAAGACCGUUUGAUCAUUAGCUAUGGAAGUGGUUACGGCGGCAACUCUUUACUAGGUAAGAAAUGCUUCGCUCUCCGCAUUGCCGGAUCCCUCGCUUACGAUGAAGGCUGGAUGGCCGAACAUAUGUUGAUCAUGUCUGUGACGAACCCUGCUGGCAAAGAAUUCUUCAUCGCGGCUGCCUUUCCUAGUGCUUGUGGAAAAACGAACAUGGCAAUGCUCGAGCCCUCGCUACCUGGCUGGAAGAUUCAAUGUGUUGGUGACGAUAUUGCUUGGAUGCGCUUUGAUGAUGAGGGUGUAUUGCGUGGCAUCAAUCCUGAAGCAGGCUUCUUUGGCGUGGCUCCAGGUACUAAUCGGAAGACCAAUCCAAAUGCUAUUGCAACAUGCUUGAAAAACACUAUUUUUACCAACGUUGCUGAGUCGCUCGAUGGACGCUUUUUCUGGGAAGGGUUGGAAGAUGAAUUCGAUCCAGAUACGGAGCUGAUCACAUGGCUGGGGCACCGGGUCAAGCUAAGUGACAAGACGCACGAUCCCAAGGCUCAUCCAAAUUCUAGAUUCUGCUGUCCUGCACGCCAGUGUCCGAUUAUUCAUCCGGACUGGGAGAAUCCCCGUGGAGUUCCGAUUUCUGCCAUUGUCUUCGGAGGCCGCAGACCUGAAGGUAUCCCACUCGUGAUGCAGUCGUUUGAUUGGAAACACGGAGUUAUGCUCGGUGCAUCUCUGAAGUCCGAAGCGACUGCUGCAGCCGAAUUUAAGGGUCAGUUCGUCGAUGUGCAAUUCUUUGUUCUCCAUCAGUUUCAUUGCUCCUCACUCCCUGUGACCUUUUCUCUUCUCUUAACAUCAGGUAAAGUUGUUAUGCACGAUCCGAUGGCAAUGCGCCCUUUUGUGGGCUACAACUUUGGCAAGUAUCUGGAACACUGGUUAAACCUGGAAAAGCCAGGUCGGAAGAUGCCACUUAUAUUUCAUGUGAACUGGUUCCGUCUGGAUGAUAAGGGCAAAUUUGUGUGGCCAGGCUUCGGGGAGAAUAUCCGCGUUAUUGACUGGAUGCUGCGCCGUUGUGAAGGUGAAGACAGUGGUGUUCCGACUCCGCUCGGAAUCAUCCCCAAACAAGGUGCUUUGGACAUGAAAGGUUUGAAUGCGAACUGGGACUCAUUAUUUGCAAUGCCAAAGGACUAUUUAUUGGAGGAUAUCGAGGAGACCACAAACUGUGAUCUUUGGUCACAACGCUGCCACACUUCCUCAGGAACUCAAAUUUUUAAAUGUUCGCUUUAA
Dicrocoelium dendriticum is the source of this 1983-nucleotide messenger RNA. NCBI's taxonomy places the organism in Eukaryota, Metazoa, Platyhelminthes, Trematoda, Plagiorchiida, Dicrocoeliidae. The record is from the annotation of a GenBank genome assembly.